Messenger RNA from Hypoxylon trugodes, 2134 nucleotides. Its product is annotated as general substrate transporter. Gene Ontology annotation, molecular function: carbohydrate:proton symporter activity. The coding region runs from base 373 to 1941 and encodes 522 amino acids. Lineage: Eukaryota; Fungi; Ascomycota; Sordariomycetes; Xylariales; Hypoxylaceae. Gene Ontology annotation, biological process: carbohydrate transport; transmembrane transport. Gene Ontology annotation, cellular component: membrane. The transcript has 3 exons. The record is from RefSeq and is a predicted model, not a curated record.
CCUCUCCCGAUUCGUCUUCUUGUGGCUUUCGGAAAACCUCUCACACCCCUUGGCGCUCAUUCUCACCUACAUGAGAGGAUAAGGCUCUUUGCUUUUUGUGCUUGUGUAUGCAUGUUCUAGUGAGCGCUAUCGAAUUGGUUUUGUGUUGCCCCAAGAGCAAGGACGCAAGAUGGAGAGACUUCCCGGUCUCAAUGUCGCCAACUUCUUAGAGAAGCGAAAGCUUCUCAUCGCGAUAAAUUGUAUAGCGGCGUUGGUAAGUCUCGACAAAAUGUCGCGUGCUUAAUCGCGCAGGCCUUCUUUCUAUACCAUUUUCCGCGCGAAUCUAACUUAUGUUCACCGUAGUCCAUCUUUUUCUUCGGUUAUGAUCAGGGCAUGAUGGGUGGCGUCAAUAACGCCAAAGAUUAUAUCGAUCUCAUGGGAUUCGGUUACGUGGAUCCAGUUACGGAGGAGCCCAUCGUCACGGACAGCUUGCUCCAAGGCGGUAUUGUCAGUGUUUACUAUCUCGGAACAUUAUUUGGAUGUCUAGGUGGCGGAUGGGUCGGCGACAAGAUUGGUAGAAUUAAGACUAUCGCAUUAGGUGCGGUCUGGGCUAUCGUGGGCGCCAGCUUGCAGUGCUCGGCUAUGAACCACAAUUGGAUGAUCUGCGCUCGUGCCGUCAAUGGUAUAGGCACAGGAAUCCUAAAUGCCAUCGUUCCAGUAUGGGCAACUGAAACAGCAGAACACACCUCAAGAGGCCAAUUUAUCGCCAUUGAGUUCACUCUCAACAUUUUUGGUGUCGUCGUCGCUUACUGGCUCGAAUUUGGCUUGUCCUUCAUCGACAAUGGAAACUCGCCGAUCCGAUGGAGGUUCCCCAUCGCAUUCCAGAUUAUUCCUCUCCUCGUUCUUUUGGCGGCAGUUUGGUUCUUUCCAGAGUCUCCUCGGUGGCUCGUUAAGGCCGGGCGCACCGAGGAGGCUCGUUUCAUCCUACAUCGCCUAAGAGGAUCGACCGGAGAAGACCUUCAAAGGGCCGAGUCCGAGUUGCACGAUAUCAGCAACAUCGUUACGCUUGAAUCUAAGGAGUCCAAGAAGAAUUCGUAUGUCCACAUGCUUUUCGGUGUUGGCUCAGGUGAGCUACAUACAGGACGUCGUGUGCAAUUGGUCAUCUGGCUUCAGAUUAUCCAAGAAUGGGUUGGUAUCGCAGGUGUUACCAUCUAUGCGCCAACUAUUUUUCGGAUCGCUGGAUUCGACACGUUUAAGAGCCAGUGGAUCAGCGGUCUGAACAAUAUCUUCUAUAUGUUUGCUACCCUCAUCUGUGUCUUCACCUUGGAUAAAAUUGGCCGUCGAUGGACUCUGUAUUGGGGGGCUGUUGGUCAAGGUAUUGCAAUGUUCCUUGCCGGCGCGUUUUCGAAAUUGGGACAAGAUGCGACUGCGAAUGGUGAAAUCGGCAAGGCCAAUUCGUACGGAGCAGCGGCAGCAUCUUUCGUCUUUAUCUUCACAUCCGUUUUCGGUGCGACUUGGUUGACUGUCCCGUGGUUAUACCCGGCUGAGAUCUUCCCUUUGCAAGUGAGAGCUAAGGGUAACGCUUGGGGAGUUGUCGGUUGGAGUAUCGGAAACGGGUGGCUGACACUACUGUGCCCUGUUAUGUUCUCAAACAUCGGCUCCACAACUCUACACAUUUUCGGCGCAUGCAACAUAAUCGCGAUUCCUAUCGUUUGGGCAUUUUACCCCGAGAGUAACCAGCGAACGUUAGAAGAAAUGGAUCUUCUAUUUGCCGCACCAACUCCUUGGGUCUGGGAUGCCGAGAAGACUUUUGCUCGCCUUAAAGAGGAGCAGCCGGAUCUCAUCCAGGCUGCCAAGAGGGGCGAACAUGUUGACCCCGAGGCCGGUCUUCUAGUGCAUCCCGCAAACUCCAAGCCAGGUGAUGGCAUCCACACGGAGAGUGAAGGACAUGCCACUCCGUAAACGGACCAUUACUGCAGAAUACCAAAAUCAUCUCUUCUCGAAUUAAAUCAUGUUAGAGUAGGAAACUGAUUUUCGUCGCUACCUAGAGGUGUCUGGAUUUCUAAAACACCAAAAAGAAAAAGAGAAAAGGAGGUGAAGAAGGAAAUACGUAUUUGAUACCCUAAACUUGGACAUGAAUAGCCUGAAAUAAAAA